AUGGCUGCUCGUCCCCUCGUUAGCGUUUUCUCUCUCUCCGGAGACAAGGCCGGAGAGACCCCUCUCCCUGCCGUCAUGACUGCUCCUUUGCGUCCUGAUAUUGUUCAAUUCGUUCACACCAACAUGAACAAGAACAACCGCCAAGCAUACGCCGUCUCCAUCCGUGCUGGAAAGCAAGUUUCUGCCUCUUCCUGGGGUACUGGACGUGCUGUUGCCCGUAUCCCCCGUGUUGGAGGAGGAGGUACUUCCCGAUCUGGGCAAGGUGCUUUCGGUAACAUGUGCCGUGGAGGACGCAUGUUCGCACCCACCAAGACUUGGCGCAAGUGGCACCGCAAGAUCAACACCACCCAGAAGCAAUAUGCUGUUGCCUCUGCUUUGGCCGCUACUGCUGUCCCUGCUCUUGUCAUGGCUCGUGGUCACGCCGUCGAUGAGGUCCCUGAAAUUCCUCUUGUCGUUGACACCUCCAUUGAAGCCACCAAGAAGACCUCUGUUGCCAAGGAUGUUCUUGCAGCUAUUGGUGCCCUCGAUGAUGUCGAGAAGGCCGGAGACUCCAAGCAGAUUCGUGCCGGUAAGGGUAAGAUGCGUAACCGUCGCUACACCAUGCGUCGUGGUCCUUUGAUCAUCUACAAGUCCAACGACGGUGUCGAGCACGCCUUCCGCAACUUGCCUGGUGUUGAGUUGUGUUGCGUCGAUCGCCUCAACCUUCUCCAAUUGGCUCCUGGUGGCCACAUGGGACGCUUCUGCGUCUGGUCUCAAGCUGCCCUCGAAGCUCUAGACACCAUCUACGGAGAAGAAGGAAAGCGCAUCCCUGCUGCUGCCAUGACCAACGCUGACUUGGCUCGUCUUAUCAACUCCGACGAAAUCCAAUCCGUUGUCAACCCUGCCAAGUCCACCAUUCCUGCCUACACUGCCAAGGCCAACCCUCUCAAGUCCAUCGAGGCUCUCGAGAAGUUGGAUGCUUUCGCCGCCAACAAGCGUCGCAUGGUCUCCAAGGCCGAAGCCGAUCGUGCCAAGAACAAGGAUGCUGUCCUCAAGAAGAAGCGUGCUGCCCGCACUGCCAAGAAGGCCUUCAACGCCCAAGGAAAGAAGUUCAUCGCCGGUGCUGCCGCACAAGGAGACAUCUGUGCUGAUGGAUUCACUAUCGAGUAA
This is a messenger RNA of Cylindrotheca closterium, 1149 nucleotides long. The record is from the annotation of a GenBank genome assembly. NCBI's taxonomy places the organism in Eukaryota, Bacillariophyta, Bacillariophyceae, Bacillariales, Bacillariaceae.